Periophthalmus magnuspinnatus is the source of this 6246-nucleotide messenger RNA. RefSeq names its product exportin 1 (CRM1 homolog, yeast) b (gene xpo1b). The transcript has 25 exons. The record is from RefSeq and is a predicted model, not a curated record. Gene Ontology annotation, biological process: ribosomal small subunit export from nucleus; ribosomal large subunit export from nucleus; protein export from nucleus. The coding region runs from base 353 to 3568 and encodes 1071 amino acids. Gene Ontology annotation, molecular function: small GTPase binding; nuclear export signal receptor activity. Gene Ontology annotation, cellular component: cytoplasm; nucleus. Lineage: Eukaryota; Metazoa; Chordata; Actinopteri; Gobiiformes; Gobiidae.
AUGGAAUCUCCCAGUCUGAACCGGUUUCAACCGGUUAAGAGUGAGAGCUUCAGAGGAGAGAGCGCAGCGCAGCCUCCGCACCGCCCCGCUGAAAAAACACAUUUAAACAUAAAAAUUACACUUACUUUGAUUUGGAAAAUGUAUCGCAGGGACAAAUUCCGACCGUAAUAGCAGUUUGGGGAUCCAUAAACUGCAGACAUCCCUCAGACUUGGAGCUGGACUCAGACACAACCAACGCUGCAAAAUAGGAAUAAUUUUGUCUGAUCAACUCUUUUCCUCUCCCGGUCACGGUGCGUGGACUUUCCCCGCGGGAUCCGCUCUUUUCUGUCAGAGCCGUGGACUUUAGAGCUCUAUGCCAGCAGUGAUGACCAUGUUAGCAGACCAUGCAGCACAGCAGCUGCUGGACUUUAACCAGAAACUGGACAUAAACCUCCUGGAUAAUGUGGUCAACUGUCUGUACCAUGGCGUUGGCCCACAGCAGAGGAUGGCGCAGGACGUUUUGACUCACCUGAAAGAGCACCCAGACGCCUGGACCCGAGUUGACACAAUUCUGGAGUUUUCCCAAAACAUGAACACCAAAUACUAUGCUCUUCAGAUUCUGGAAACUGUUAUCAAAACAAGAUGGAAGAUCCUGCCCCGGAAUCAGUGCGAAGGUAUAAAAAAGUAUGUUGUGGGCCUCAUUAUCAAGACCUCUUCAGAUGCUUCAACUGUGGAGAAAGAAAAGGUGUACAUUGGGAAGCUGAAUAUGAUCCUGGUUCAGAUCUUAAAGCAGGAAUGGCCGAAGCACUGGCCCACCUUCAUCAGUGACAUCGUGGGUGCGAGUCGGACAAGUGAGAGUCUCUGUCAGAACAACAUGGUGAUUCUCAAACUGCUGAGCGAAGAAGUGUUUGACUUCAGCAGCGGGCAAAUGACUCAGGUCAAAGCCAAGCACCUCAAAGACAGCAUGUGCAACGAAUUCUCUCAGAUUUUCCAGCUCUGUCAGUUUGUCAUGGAGAACUCCCAGAAUGCCCCUCUGGUCCAUGCUACCCUAGAGACUCUGUUGCGCUUCCUGAACUGGAUUCCUCUGGGUUAUAUCUUUGAAACAAAGCUCAUCAGUACUUUAGUGUACAAGUUUUUGAAUGUGCCGAUGUUCCGUAAUGUGACUUUAAAGUGCCUGACGGAGAUUGCUGGAGUGAGCGUAAACCAAUACGAAGAGCAGUUUGUGUCCCUGUUCACCCUCACCAUGUGUCAGCUCAAACAGAUGCUGCCACUUAACACAAAUAUUCGCCUGGCUUAUGCGAACGGCAAAGACGAUGAACAAAACUUCAUUCAGAAUCUGAGUCUGUUCCUCUGCACGUUUCUGAAGGAGCAUGGUCAGCUGAUUGAGAAGAGACUCAACCUGAGGGAGACACUUAUGGAGGCUUUGCACUACAUGCUGUUGGUCUCUGAGGUGGAGGAGACAGAGAUAUUUAAGAUCUGUCUGGAGUACUGGAAUCACCUGGCUGCAGAGCUAUACAGAGAGAGUCCCUUCUCCACCUCCACGUCUCCUCUGCUUUCAGGAAACCAACACUUUGAUGUGCCCCCAAGAAGACAGCUCUACCUGCCCGUUCUGUCCAAGGUCCGUUUGUUGAUGGUGAGUCGAAUGGCAAAGCCGGAGGAGGUUUUGGUGGUGGAAAACGACCAGGGAGAAGUUGUACGAGAAUUUAUGAAGGACACAGACUCCAUCAACCUGUAUAAGAACAUGAGAGAGACUCUGGUGUACCUGACUCAUCUGGACUAUGCAGACACAGAGCGCAUCAUGACAGAAAAGCUCCAUAACCAGGUGAACGGCACCGAGUGGAGCUGGAAGAAUCUGAACACGCUGUGCUGGGCCAUCGGCUCCAUCAGUGGAGCCAUGCACGAAGAGGAUGAGAAGAGAUUCCUCGUCACCGUCAUCAAGGAUCUGUUGGGUUUAUGUGAACAGAAGAGAGGCAAAGACAAUAAGGCCAUAAUCGCCUCAAACAUCAUGUACAUCGUGGGGCAGUAUCCACGUUUCCUCAGAGCGCACUGGAAGUUUCUCAAAACAGUCGUCAACAAGCUCUUCGAAUUCAUGCACGAGACCCAUGAUGGUGUGCAGGACAUGGCGUGUGACACUUUUAUAAAAAUCGCUCAGAAAUGCAGACGCCAUUUUAUCCAGGUCCAAGUGGGAGAAGUGAUGCCUUUUAUUGACGAGAUUCUGAACAAUAUCAACACCAUCAUCUGUGAUCUGCAACCACAACAGGUGCACACAUUUUAUGAGGCGGUGGGAUACAUGAUCGGAGCUCAGACGGAUCAGGCCGUUCAGGAACACCUCAUAGAGAAAUACAUGUUACUGCCAAACCAGGUGUGGGACAGCAUCAUCCAACAGGCCACCAAGAACGUGGACAUCUUGAAGGAUGCAGAGACGGUGAAACAGCUGGGGUCCAUCUUGAAGACCAACGUUCGCGCCUGUAAAGCUGUGGGCCACCCGUUUGUAAUCCAACUCGGGCGCAUUUACCUCGACAUGUUAAAUGUGUACAAGUGCCUGAGCGAAAACAUCUCUGCCGCCAUACAGACCAACGGGGAGGUGGUGACAAAGCAGCCUCUGAUCCGCAGCAUGAGGACAGUCAAACGGGAAACACUCAAACUCAUCUCCGGAUGGGUCAGCCGCUCCAAUGACCCACAGAUGGUUGGGGAGAACUUUGUGCCCCCCCUGCUGGACGCUGUCCUCAUAGACUACCAGAGGAAUGUCCCCGCAGCGCGAGAGCCUGAGGUCCUCAGCACCAUGGCAACCAUCGUCAACAAACUGGGCGGACACAUCACCUCGGAGAUACCGCAAAUCUUUGAUGCUGUUUUCGAGUGCACACUCAACAUGAUCAACAAGAACUUUGAGGAGUUCCCAGAGCACAGGACUCACUUCUUCUACCUGCUGCAGGCGGUAAACUCUCACUGCUUCCCUGCGUUUUUGGCCAUUCCUCCAGCCCAGUUCAAACUGGUUCUGGACUCUAUCAUCUGGGCCUUUAAACACACCAUGAGGAACGUGGCAGACACCGGUCUUCAGAUUCUGUACACGAUGCUCCAGAACGUGGCUCAGGAGGAGGCAGCAGCUCAGAGCUUUUAUCAGACGUAUUUCUGUGACAUUCUACAGCACAUCUUCUCUGUGGUCACAGACACCUCACACACUGCAGGCCUUACGAUGCAUGCAUCCAUCCUGGCUUACAUGUUUAACCUGGUGGAGGAGGGAAAGAUCACAACAGCCCUAAACCCAGCGACGCCCUCCAACAACCAGGUCUUCAUCCAGGAAUAUGUGGCUAACCUGCUCAAGACCGCCUUCCCACACCUACAAGAUGCCCAGGUGAAGGUGUUUGUGACCGGUCUCUUCAGUCUAAACCAGGACAUUCCUGCAUUCAAAGAGCACCUCAGAGACUUCCUGGUCCAGAUCAAGGAGUUUGCAGGCGAGGACACAACAGACUUGUUUUUGGAGGAACGUGAAGCGUCUCUGCGUCAGGCCCAAGAGGAGAAACACAAAAUCCAGAUGUCUGUGCCCGGAAUCCUAAAUCCACAUGAGAUUCCCGAGGAAAUGUGUGACUGAAAACGCCCCAAAAACCACCCCAAAAUCAUCUUAAAACCCACCUCCACCCUCCAACGCACCGGCACUGCACAGGAGCUCCACAUGAGGGCGCUACUGUGUGACCAAAUGCCAAUAACUGUCCUCUGUGGCUCUUUUUAACGCAUUUUUUAUGGGGAAUUUUCUGUAAAUUUUUCCGGAAAACCUUCUAAUUUUUUGUGUCUUAGGCUCAUACCAAUUGCAUGAAGUUUAAUUAUUAUUAUUAUUAUUAGGAUAAGGUUAACCACGAGAUUCUGUUCCUCAAUUUAAUGUUGUUUAUAUAUAUAUAUAAAUAUGUUAAAUAUAAUAGCAAUGUUUGUGAGAAAUAUUGGCUGCGUUGGUGGGGCUUUUGUAGCUGGUUAAACGCGGCGUCGAAUGUGAAUUUAAGAAUUGCGAAUGAAGGCUUAAUGCUUAGAUGCUCUGCACUAGUAAAAUUAGGAAAAAAUACAGCUUUGAGAUUUGGGCCAAACUUGGUGGAAAUAAUGUCAAAGUAAGUAGUAGAAACUGCUAAAUUUCAAGGCAAUUUACUUUGUAAAUCAAAAUUGGGGCAGUUUAAAACUACAGUUCCUUCAGCAAUAACUAAAUAAAUCUGCAAAUGAUAUGAGCAUUGUAUACUUCCCAGAAAUAGUAAAAAGUCAAUUAUUAGGUCCAAUUAUUUACUUUUGAUAUGAAAUUUGAAAUAAUAGGACAACACUGGGGAACAAAAAUCUCUUAUACUCAUGAAAAUAAAUUGUCAGAAUUUUGGGGAUUUUGAAAAUAGUUUUGCUGCGAAAGAUCUAUUAGCACUAUCUGAAAAGAUUGAUAUGGAAAAUGAUAUAUGAAAGUUGUGUAUUGCAGUUGGCUGGAAUCCAAAGAAUAUACUGGGUUGGACCACAUUUCAGAACAAACUAUGAGCUGGAGCACAGGUCAGAGGUCUAUGGUAGAAUUUGCUAUUUAACUGUCAGAUUGCAGAUUUUAUCUAGUUUAUGGUUAAUGUCUCAUGACUGAAUCUAUCCACGUGAAACAUAAACUGGCACAAAGUUCAAUGUCUUCUCUGUCAGUAUAAAUAAACAUAAGUGAAAUUGUGUUUUCACAAUAGCUUCACAGACAAAUAACGAUAAGGUUCAACAUUUGUGGCUCAUGAUUGGAUAUUUCUUUCAAAAAGAGUGAAUCUCUUAGAGUUUUAUAGACCCCAUCCGCUCAUCUGAAAUUAUGACAAAGUCUAGAACGUGAAUGUAACUUAUGCAUUUGACCUUAUUCACUCCAGUUUUGCCUGAAACUUCUCUCGUCUGUUCUCCUGGUUGUACACGUGCAGAGGUGUUCUCUUGAGUGCACAUCGCCCCCUGGAGGCUGUGGAUGAGUGUCGCACGUCGACAUGCUUUUGUUUUCCUCUGAGAGGAGUUUCUUUAUGGGACAGUUUGGAGCGGGACGUAUUUAUGGUUGUUUCUUCAUCUUUAUAACGAACUUUGGUUGAACUCACGUGAAAAUGGUUUGGAAAUGUACUAAUUUCAAAAAUGCAAAAAGUGAAUAUCGAAAUGAGUUCAAAUGACUUGAAAUUUUAAUGUUAAGCUUAGUUUCAGUAGAUUUAACCUUUUUAGAUUUAAUUGCUCGGUCUAAAUUAUGUAAUUUUUUUUUUUUUUUUACCAGUUUCAAGUUAUCUUAAAGGUUCACUAUGUAACUUUUCUAAUAGAUGAUCCACCACACGCUUGUAUCAAUGGGGAUGUUAUUGCUUGAAAUGUUUUGCGGUAGUGCAUUAAACAUACCUAUCUUACAUUUAUUCAAUUACACUUGUUUUAUGCAAAAAAAAGAUAUGCAUUCUUACAGUGUGCGGUCUCUCAUCUUCACAGAUCUGACCUGUAACUUGGCCUAGUUUGUCAAUUGCUUGUCUCCGUGGAGAUCGAUAAGUUCAAUAACAUACUGUGGAGCAUUCAAAGCAAGAGACAAGCAGAUGGUGUAUGUUUCGCCAGAAAAGUUACAUAAUCCAACUUUUAUAGUGUAACACAAUUCAAUAAGACCAAAAUCUCACCGACACACUGACAAAAGCUGAUACUUUUUUUUUUUUUUUUUUUUUAAAGCCUCAGUAUGUCACUUUUUUAGCCAAAAAAAUAGACUUUGUUUAUUGCACUGAAUGACAUGCAUGCAUCCUUAACAUGAGCAGGUUUGCACUCUCCACAGACCUGACUCUUUAUUUGUCCUGGAGGAGGGCUGAUCUCUGGCUUCCAUUGGCUGUAAUGUUCCAUAGUAUGACUUAAAAUGGAUACAUCUUCAUGGAAAAUGUGUAUGGUUUUAACUUUCCAUUUCCUUGAAGUCAUUCAGGUGACAUGCAACCUCCAGAAAGUUACAUAUUGUAUCUUUAAACUUAAUCUCGACAGAAAAAAUUAAUUAUUUUAAACUAGUCCAAACAUCUGAAAUUCAGAUUAUAAUCCUGGUUUCAUGUCAUUUCCCUCUUGUUUGUUGUUCACUUUGAGAUGUUCGUUUACCGCGUGGUUUGGCUCCAGUGACGCUUGGAGCGAACUCUGGUUUACAUUUAAAUUUGCAAUUCUCAUUUGUUCGAGUUCUGUCCAAAUGCAGAGUUUUUUGUUUUUUCGCGGGGGAUGAAAUAAAGCGUCGAAUUAGGAACCUGUAAAUGACCUGGUGUUACUCUGUUGUGAACUUUUUGAACUGAUUAAAGUUGAAUUUUAUAA